UCCUACGUGAGCAGACCCAGUGUACUUCUUGCAUAUAAACAGAGAAAAUUACAAUAUUAAGGACUUAUUAAACAUUCUUUUGGAGUAAUAUUAGUGCUAGUCAGAGCCUUGCCUGCUACAUAAGGCUAAGAAGAUACAUUUUCUGCUGGUAAUCCCAAAGCUUUCAGUACAAUAUAGACAUGGAUUAUAAGCGAAUCUAAAUGACAACAGCAAGAAUAUAAAUCAUGAAGAGGAAUAGUCAAAGUUCCCAGUACAAAUCAUCAUAUCACAAUGGAUAACCCGUUACAAGAAAAAUAUCUGCUAUUCUGCAAAUGCUGACUAGGUGGUCUGGACUACUCCGCUGAUGCCAAAGUAUUUAUAGAUUUCACUCAAACAACAGUCCUUCAGACAUGCUUAGCCUUGUACUUGGAUGAACUAGAAAGUAAGGACCAUACAUCAAUAACUGCUUUCACAGAGUCCUUUUGGAUGCUAUACUUUUCUCAGUCACAAGCCACUGAUUUUUGUUUGGCUUUUUAAGAAGAUUAGUUUCAGCUGCUGAAGUAAAAGGAUGGGACAAGAAGAGAAAGCAUCUCUGAAAGAUUAAUUUCAGUUUAAUAUUAAUGGAUAUGUUCCUACAGGAAUAUUAUGCAUCAAAAAUGCUAGUACCCAAGCCAGUUAUUAUAUAUUCUAUAAAAAGAAGAAAUAUUUAACAGGUCUACGGUUCAACACCGGAUUUCUGAAGGGCUAACUGUCAACAAAUGGGGCAUUAGAAAAGCAGUAUUAAUAUUUAUCUUUACAUUACAUUAGUUAGGAGUAAAUAUACCUUAUUCUACUGUAAUUUAUACUUUUGUUACACAUUAAACAACAAUGUUUCAAAAUGUAAACAUUGAGGUUUCCAAAUUAUCUCCUUUAUAAUUUACUCCUUGGAUUCAGGAUUAAAUUAUUAGUUCAUCUUGUUGUUGUGUCUAACUAGCUAGCUAUCUUUCUAAUAAAAUAAUAUUUAAAGCUAUAAGGGAAAAUUGAAAAGAAUUUCCCAAACAAAAUACACCAGCUAAGAAACACAAAUGCUAACAAGCAGCAAAAGGAACACAGUUAAAAAGUAACACUUAAAAUUGUCAUUUGGAUCUGGGGUAUAACCACCAGGUGCUUUUGGAAUGACCUAAUGAAAUGGGUCGCAAAGAAGCGCGUUACUUGCAGACCUUAAACUGCGAUUCAAUGGCCCAGCAAAACAUAAAAGUACGUCCUGUGCUAUUGAAACGGAACAGCCUAGAUUCUGUUGAUUUCAUGAGGCAGCCACACCACCGCAGAAUCAAAUCUCAGCAAGUUCGAUUCCAAGAUGAUGGUAUAAACAAAAAGCCAGUGGGUGUCACUGAUUUGGACAUCGAGCCUCCCAAAGACAUAGCAUUUGUGACUGGAAAGGCACAAACAUCUAGGCACCAGAACUUGCCAAACUACCCCCUUGCUUUUCCAAGGGCUCCAAAGGGGCUUCGGAACAUUGCUAUUCAGACUUCUCCUAGCCUCAGGAAACACUUCCCAGUUUUUAGGAGGAAAAAACUGACAACAAGCAAGUCUUUAACAGAAAUGCCAACUGAGCCUGAAAGCACUGUCCAUGUUAAUGGCAAUCUUUCUGAACAGGAUCUCAUGUCCUCACACUUUUCUUAUUUAAGGAUAACUAAACAUUUAGAAGAUGGGUCUAAGAGAGACCAAAUAACCAAUCAAGUAUGUCAAGGAGUGCCUAAAGCACAAAGCAAUGGACCCAUCCACCUGGACUCAGAUGCUUUCUCAGUACUGGAAAAGGCAACUGUUUCUACCCAGGUGCCUGAAUACAUACAUAUGAGUUCUCCACAGGCCAAUAAUGCUUCCAUUUAUACUGUGGACAUGCCUAUGGAUUUAAGUGACUCAGCACAUUCUUCUACUGCAAUGAAACAAUUGAAUGAAAGUUCUAUGCAGCCAUCAAAUUCAAAAAGAUCUUACUCCUGCUUGGUCAAUACAAGUAACUGCAAUGAAGUUAAUGCACAGCCUGAUUCUUGUGAAGCAGAUAAAAGUGAUUCUGAGUUACUUGGAUCAAAUGAAGACUCCAGCACUACUCCAUUAUCACCUCCAUCGAAUCACAGUUCAUCAUACUGUUUCCCCAGAGACCAUCAGCAGCUUGCACUGCCUGAAACAGAUUCUGACUGUAUGACACUGACUAAUGAUGAUCAGGCAGUAAUGUCAUUGUCCAGAAGUAGCGUGUCAAAAUCUGUUCCUUCAUAUCAAACUGAAACUGAGAAAAGUUCUACACAGUCAGAUGUACCAGAGUAUAAUGAUUGUUUAGGAAGUUUUCACAUAAAGUCCUAUCUUCCAAGGAGUGAAAUAAAACCACAAACUAACAAAGAGAUUAGAGAAAUAAAUCAAAUUCACUUGGCACAUGGUGAAUUAUGUGCCCUACAAGGCAGGCUGCAGUCCGUAGAAGAAUCUUUGCAGUCAAACCAGGAGAAGAUUAAAGUCCUCUUGAAUGUAAUUCAAGACCUGGAAAAAGCCAGAGCCCUCAGUGAAGGGCGCAACUUCUACCGCACUGGCCAAGACCUCAACAACUGCAGCACUUGCCAGAACACUGCAUGUAUCAUUUACAGUGUAGAAUAUGACUUCAGGCAACAAGAAGGCAGAUUUCAUCAGGUUUUGAAAAAACUGGAUCAGGUAGAGCAAAGUCCUACCACAGCUCCUCCCCCAAAAUUACCAACAGACCAUCCAAUUCCUGAGAAACAGGAAUUAAGAAGAAAAACAAAAAAGGUGAAAAAGAAAUGCUUCUGGUGGAUUUGAAUAUCAUACGGCUGACAUACACAACUCUGAAACUACAUUUCAGGAGGCAUAAAAAAAAUGUAUGUAGAGGUUUGACAGUAGCUUUAAAAGUGUAUUAGUGAGAAAUAAAGCUGGGAACUAAACAUUUAAUAACAAUUAAUAUUGAAAGAAAAGCUUAGAAUAAAUUUUGCUUAUUUAAUAUGUUCAGUGAAUAAAAGUAUAUGAACAGACUAUUUUCUAAAAGGGGAUGUAAUCUUUUUCAUUAGUUUCAAAAGACAUUUUCAUAAGUUUUUGUAAAUACAAAUUUUCUACCUGCAAAUAAUGUUGGAGAUGUGAUUUAAACUGAUAAAAGCAAAGGCAGUAAAAGUUAAGGAAGUCGCACUAAAAAUAGCCAUCUCUGGCUUAGUUACAAGAAACACUGGUUAUAAUCAUUUCCUGGUCGAGCCUUCAAAGAUACACGAGUUCAGUAGGACAAAAGUUUUCUAGAACAUAGGUUCUCAUCAUUGGUAAAGUUAUUACAAAAUUAUUUCAUCUUUCAAGUGAGUUAUUUUUAUUGCCUUUGUACAAGACUUCAAACAAAAAAGAUUUGGGACUGGACACUAUUCCUUGUUUUUGUUGGUUUGAUCUAGAAACUAACAAUUAUUUAAAAUGCAGUUUUGCAUAUUUAUUAAUAGCCUUCCCGAGAGAUCUUUCAUAAAGCAAUCCUAUCUUUGUUUGUACUAAAUACACAUCUCAAGUUUUUCACAGCAUAUUAGAAUGCCUCAAGACAAGUCUCUUUGACCCAAAAUAUAGUCAGAGGCUCAGGUGGUGUGAAAGCAGCAGUAAACAAUGAUGCUCUAAUAUCAAUGCAGGUAAGUGAACUGAAGGUUAAUUUAUCCAUAUGUUAAAUAGCUGUGGCAACCGAUCAACAGUAGAUAUUUAAAGGGUAUUUUUAUGCACUCAAGAAAAGCAUUUAGUAUGCAAGAUGAUCAGAAUUUAUAAAUGGAAAAAUCUCUACAGAAAAAUUAAUAACCAAGUCUUAAAGCUCUGAAAAAUCACUAUAUAAUAGUAUUCAGUGCAGUCCUCCUCUGAGAAUUAAGUAUAGUUUGUUAAAACAGCAUUUCCUUGUCUAUUAGAUUUAUUCCUUGGGUACAAGAAUAUUUUAAUUCUUGUUCUUAUGAGCUGUUUCAUGUUAGGGAAGACAGCUAGCUUGCUUCUAAUCCUUUCUGUACAUCAGAAAAAUCAUUCACUAAAUUCCAAUUAAACAGAGAUAAUCAAUUAUAUUUGUAUGAGCACACUAAAGGCCAAAAGAUAACAGAUAUCACCAAUGACAUGCAUAAAAUGUGGCUUGUUUAGCUGUAGCUGGUCUUUAUUCAGAGCAGCAUAGUAAAUAGCAGUAUGUAAUAUGACUUGGAGCCUAGGAAAGUCAGCGGGAUUGGUAAGUAAAAAAAGCCUUUACAAUCAUUUAAUCCUAUUAGUUAUGCAAGUCACUGGGAGCAAUGAAUCCACAACACCAUUUACUUGACACUUUUUGGAGGAAAAACAUUAUUUUAAAUUCUAGUAGUAAAAUUCUACCAUCUACAAAAAUCUCUUUCCUAAGAAUUUGGAGUCAGUGUUGACCCUUAGUAUGUUAAAGCACAUUACCAUAUGUCACACAAAUACCCCCUCUACUUACAUAUAUAUACCUACACAUGCAAACUGUGUAUAGCAGAGAUACAGAAAGGUCAUAUGUGCUACAGUUUUUCUUCUAUUAAAGUAUUUUUUGAAAACAAUGUCCUUUGUGGUAGGGUACUUCCAUGAAUAAAAUAAAAAAAGUGAUGGUGCUAACUAAGCCCAUCGAGUGGCUUAAGAUUUAUCAGAUUUUUAACACCCAAUAUAAAAAAUGUGAUAUUCAGAGGAGAAAAGCUUUAAAAUAAUUUGUUUUACAUAUUUCAUAAAUGUGACCAUAGAUUCAAAGUAGUUCAGCUUAGACACGUUUAUUCAAAAAGGGAAACCAGAAAGAAGUCUCAGUACUUUGCUUCAUUUUGGUUCAUCAUACCCAACAGAGUUUUCUCGGAUACAUCAAAAAUGAGCACUAUCAGUAAUAAACUAAUUUCAUAGGAGGAAAAUCAACCCUAGCCAAAGGGUCCACUCAAAGGCCUAUGUCUUUCUUGGAUCCAACACCCACUGACCUCCCUUGGAUUCAAGGGGCACCUUAACCUGUAACGUAAGUGAAGCAAUAAGACUUCUGCACAAGGCAAAAUUUUGCUCCAACAAUACAAGAUUGAAUGUAGAAUUUCUUAGCUAGUCAGGUGGCUCCUUGCAGCCUGGCAUAAUUACAGCUGAAGGAGGAUACA
This is a messenger RNA of Alligator sinensis (Chinese alligator), 5072 nucleotides long. RefSeq names its product inhibitory synaptic factor family member 2B (gene INSYN2B). Gene Ontology annotation, cellular component: postsynaptic density. The coding region runs from base 1147 to 2778 and encodes 543 amino acids. Gene Ontology annotation, biological process: inhibitory postsynaptic potential. The transcript is spliced from 5 exons. Lineage: Eukaryota; Metazoa; Chordata; Crocodylia; Alligatoridae. The record is from RefSeq and is a predicted model, not a curated record.